This is a messenger RNA of Podospora pseudopauciseta, 3818 nucleotides long. It is a transcript of the gene AMD1, whose product is annotated as AMP deaminase. The record is from RefSeq and is a predicted model, not a curated record. The transcript has 2 exons. The coding region runs from base 623 to 3709 and encodes 1028 amino acids. Gene Ontology annotation, biological process: AMP metabolic process; IMP salvage. Gene Ontology annotation, cellular component: cytosol. Gene Ontology annotation, molecular function: AMP deaminase activity. NCBI's taxonomy places the organism in Eukaryota, Fungi, Ascomycota, Sordariomycetes, Sordariales, Podosporaceae.
GGACCCUGAACGUUCCAAUCCAGGGGUUCCCGCGGCGGCUGGGGUCGGUAUGCAUGCUUGCUAAGCCGCUAGAACAAAGAGCUUCUUAGCUGAGCUUGGCAGGCGAUUAGCGCCUCGCCCUGGUACGUCAUGCCUUGCCUUAUCGCUAAAACGAUAGGUGAAAAGUGUCAGAGCCCAAGAAGGGAGAGGACUUCGUUGAGGGGGCGGUGACUCAACCAAGACAUUGGUCCUGAUGGGCGCCUGUAUAUAUUAUCCAACCAACGGCUGGAGCUGAGCACUCAAGAAGCUGGUUUGGAUUUGGAAAAACGGCCAGUCAAAAGUCAGUCAAGAGUGUGCGGUAUCUAAUUAUUUCUUGUGCUUUCUACCCCUCCUUUUUGCCCACGAUCAGCCUCAACGAUGUGCCGUAAGUUUGUCUCUACAUUUGCUACCUAGGAAUGCUUCUUACCACGCCUCGCUGUUGCUCUGGGCUCUGUCAGUCCUGCGUUUGCCAACCGCUCAAAAUGCCAACUUGAGUGUGACCUGUCUACGCGCGUGGAACAGCCGGUUAAUGCAGUGAACAGAGCACUCAUUCUCGCAUGACCCGUCGUCAAACUCGACGUCGCCCAGGUUUGCAGCUACACAAAUGCCGGCCAACGAUUCGGACGACGAGGAGUACACCCGGCACGGGCAGAGUGACACGGAAUCCGACGGUUUGCUCGAACAACACGAACAUGGCCGCUCUCACGGGGCACCCGAUUCACUUGCCCAAAGUCCUGGUUCGGAUGGCCACGUCCGCAGGGCGGAUGAUGCAGAGCUCGAGGAGGGCAUGCUUCCCCGAGACAUGCCCCAUAAGACCGCCUUUUUCGACCUCGUUGCCGAACGCCAAAUGACACAGUCAGAGGCCAAACUGUUCUACCAGCGAAGCCAGACGGACAGCCGCACCAUGCAGACGCAAACACAGACCCAGUUCUCCCCUCAGGGAAGCCCAUUGCUUUCUUCGGGGACGUCUCACACCUUGGGCAAUAUCGAUACCGCGCUGGGCCAGAACCCCGCGCACAACGCCAGCGGGAUCAGGCUUUCAGACCUCGACCCGGCGAUCCUGCCCGAAUCUGGAUAUGAGCCUCCCCUCAGCGCAGCGAGGCGCGAUCCGAGUCACUUUGGCUUGAGCAGCCUUCCAAGCCGCGGUAGCUUCACCAAUCUCAACAACGCCGCGGGCGCUCCCGGGAAUCAAAUCGACCCGGCGGUUCAGCAGCAGAUGCUCCUUAACACGGGCGCUGUUGCGGGUAUCGGAAGCAGCACCUACAUGGACGCGGACCCUCAGAUCACAGCGGAAUUGAGCACCAUAUUCCAAAGGAUCCAGAACAUUUUGAAUAUUCGUCACAGAUACAUCAGCCUAUCUAAUCAAGGCCCCGAGGACAAUCCCAAAGAUGACCCUAGCUGGCCCAUCUACCCGCCGCCCCCAGAGCCAGCGUGGAGCGAGGAGAGAGACAAGGCUGGCCGGAGCACAAAGGCUCAGAACAGCGCCUACAACAGCAUGGCUAAUAGCAUGGUUCUGAGCAUGGACAAAGAUAAGCAGCGUUCCAGCGACCAAUCUUUCGAUAUUCCCGACACUCCCCAAAAGCCAUAUAGGAGUAAGCGGAAGCCCGGGCAGGAUAUUGGCGAGGAUUUCGACAUGGAUGACUUGCUACCCCUCCCGGGUCCGAGCGAGAUGACAUACCGACUUGAUGACAACGGCGUCUACCAGGUGUAUGAGACCGAGGAGGCGAGCAAAACAAGUUCGCCUGUCAUCAAGGUGCCUACCAUCAAAGAGUACUACCUUGAUCUCGACGAGAUUUCGAGCGUGUCAUCGGACGGCCCCAGCAAGAGCUUUGCCUUCCGGCGGUUGCAGUAUCUGGAGGGCAAGUUCAACCUCUAUCAGCUGUUGAACGAGUACCAGGAGACCGCCGACAGCAAAAAGGUGCCUCACCGUGACUUUUACAACGUCAGAAAGGUGGACACGCACGUUCACCACUCUGCUUGUAUGAACCAGAAGCAUCUGCUGCGGUUCAUCAAGAGCAAAAUGAAGAAGUUUCCGGACGAGAUCGUUUUGUACAGAGAUGGCAAGCAUUUGACACUGGCGGAGGUGUUUGAAAGUAUCAACCUCACGGCCUAUGAUUUGAGUAUCGACACGCUGGACAUGCACGCCCACAAAGACUCCUUCCACCGGUUCGACAAGUUCAACCUCAAGUACAACCCUAUUGGCGAAUCUCGACUGCGUACCAUCUUCUUGAAGACGGACAACUUUAUCAAUGGUCGUUACCUGGCUGAGAUCACCAAAGAGGUCAUCUCCGAUUUGGAGUCGAGCAAGUACCAGAUGGUGGAAUGGCGCAUUUCCAUCUACGGACGGUCGCUUGACGAGUGGGACAAACUUGCGGCUUGGGUUAUUGACAACAAGCUCUUCUCUCACAAUGUCCGGUGGCUCAUUCAGAUCCCUCGCCUGUAUGAUGUGUACAAGGCUAGCGAUUUGAUGGGAAAUUUCGAACAAGUGGUUGUGAAUAUCUUCCGGCCUCUGUUUGAAGUCACAAAAGACCCAAAUAGUCACCCCAAACUCCACGUCUUCCUGCAAAGAGUCAUUGGAUUCGAUAGUGUCGAUGACGAAAGCAAGGUCGAGAGGAGGUUAUUCAAGAAGUUUCCAGUCCCUCGGGUGUGGGAUAGCAAGCAGAAUCCUCCUUACAGCUACUGGAUCUACUAUCUGUUCGCCAACAUGACCUCGCUGAACGUCUGGCGCAAGAGGCGGGGCUUCAACACCUUUGUUCUCCGACCGCACUGCGGCGAAGCAGGUGACAGCGAGCAUCUUGCUGCCGCUGCCCUCUGUUGCCACAGCAUCAGUCACGGACUGCUUCUCCGGAAGGUUCCCUUGCUGCAGUACAUUUUCUAUCUCGAACAGAUCGGCAUCGCCAUGUCGCCCCUCAGCAACAACGCCUUGUUCUUGGCCUACGAAAGGAACCCCUUCUACCAGUACUUCAAACGUGGAUUGAACGUGUCGUUGUCAACCGACGACCCGCUUCAGUUUGCCUUUACCAAGGAACCGUUGAUUGAGGAGUACGCUGUCGCGGCGCAGAUUUACAAGCUGAGCCCGGUCGAUAUGUGCGAGCUGGCUAAGAACUCUGUCAAGCAGAGCGGCUACGAGUACUCGGUGAAGCAGCAGUGGUUAGGGCCCAACUUCAACAUUCCGGGUGCUGGGGGCAACAUGGUGAAGACCAACGUACCUGAUAGAAGAGAGGAGUUCCGGUACCGCACUCUAAUGGAGGAGCGCAGAAUGGUGGAGAGAUACACAUCGAUCGCUGAAAAUGCGGCUGCUGUGGAUGCCGCCGCGCAGAGCGUGGCGUCCCUUGCAAUGCCCUCCAAGAAUACUGUCACGGCGGAUUCCAAGCAACAGAGCCAUGCGCCAUCUCCCGCCUCGCAAGCUCAGGGCCCGAACAUUAUUGGUAAGUCCGCCAGGGUUGAGACCGGUAGCCCGGCAGUUAGCGCACAAUCCCAGGUCUUUUCAAGCCCAGUAACGGCUUCCCCAUUGACGGUUUCCGGCUCGGAGGAACACAUUUCAGGUCAUGAGCCGAGAUACUUCCCGGGAGUUGUUUCGCGGAGGCGGCGGGAUAGCACAAGGCAGAGCUCGAUGCAUGAGAGUGACGACGCUGCGCUGCGGAAGGUGUCUUCUAAGAGAGAUGCUUCCAAGGAGGGGCGCGGUAACUAGGGAAAUUUCCGAGCUUGGCUUCGGGAACCAUCUGGAUAAAUAUUAAGAAAGGUCUGGAUAGAUAGAGAAUUUGAUGAAUCUCAAAGCAACGGUCCCAUCAUGUUUGGAC